Trichoderma asperellum CBS 433.97 is the source of this 5592-nucleotide messenger RNA. RefSeq lists its product as uncharacterized. Gene Ontology annotation, molecular function: guanyl-nucleotide exchange factor activity. Gene Ontology annotation, cellular component: cytoplasm. The record is from RefSeq and is a predicted model, not a curated record. NCBI's taxonomy places the organism in Eukaryota, Fungi, Ascomycota, Sordariomycetes, Hypocreales, Hypocreaceae. Gene Ontology annotation, biological process: regulation of division septum assembly; regulation of actomyosin contractile ring contraction.
AUGGCCUCGUCAGUCCCGCAUCUGCCGCCCUCCAAUGCUGAUGGGGCUGCUGCAAGACACCUGCAGCCGCCUGCAAAUCGCAGCGCUGGCCGUCAGGGUCUGCGCUCCGCCUCGAGCCCCCUCGACCGCAGGGCAGCCGCGACGACGAGAUCCUCCUCAGCCGCCAGAGCCCCCAGUGUCAAAGAUCUGAAGAAACGCUUCGAUCAGAGCGGCGGAGCCAACUCCAUCCCAAGAGCUCCUCCACGCCAGGAGGUUCCGGUAGCUCGGAUCAGACAGGACUCCAUCAAGCCCAGACCAAAGCCCAAGCCGCCAGGCCCUUCUUCGUCAGCAGGCCCUCGUCCUGGGAUCCCCGCCCCGGGCUCGUCCAAGCAGCCCUCGUCGGCGGCCUCGACCGCGUCGUCGUCAAACCGCCCUCUGCAAAAGUCGAGAAACGUUGAACGCGACCAAAUGCCGGGUAGUUCGCGGUCGUUUGCCAACCGCAUAGGAAACCAUCCGCCACCAGACACAUCCGCUAACGGGAACCCAAUUGCCUCCAGCUCCCUAACACGUCGCCCACACAAUUCCCCACCAUCAGCCUCCCAACCACCAGCGCCAUUGCCAAAGUCUAAUUCUCAGUUCCCAGGCCUGUUGUUCGGUGAAGUUGCCCCCGGUCAGCACGCUGCCGCGGCCGGCUUUGGCAUCGACAACCUUCGCCCUCGAAGAACGUCCGAUUCCAACGUGCAUGGCCUCGUGGGGCGUCAACGCAGCCUCUCCGACUUUGAAGCCGAGCCUGCAUCUCCAUCCAGCUGGUACAGGGACCUCCACACGUCCCGAGGGAGUGCACCCAAAGCUCAUCACACGCGAUCUCGCAGCGAUAUAUCCAUACUACCAUUUAUUCACCAAUCAUCCACAUCUCCCACGACCACGAUAGCAGCACUCGCAGCCGCCACCGCAACGGCGACAGCAGUUGCAGCAGCAGAAGCUGCUGCUCCACCAGCCUCGCACACGCCAACAGGUGCCAGCUCCAAAUUGCCCGUGUCUAUCAGCAGGAGAUUGGCCACUCCAAGCGACUCCAGUCCCGCUUCCUCACGAUCGAAUUCGCCCUCUACACUUAGGAGACCGCCAGCCAAUGUUCGUAGCAGCAGCAGGCAAGCCAAGGCGAAUCCUACUACGACUCGAGCGAAAACACCUACCCAAACACCUCGAAAGCAACCCCCUUCAGGGUUAGUUACGCCCGGUAGCAGUAAUAACCGGCUCCAAGCGUACGUGUCCGUUGCACCGCCCAAGCUUUCACCGCCUCUAAGGAGCUCUCGGCCACGACAGCCAGUCUCCGUAGCGACAACAGCAAGCUCCCGAAUGAAGGAAACGGCCAAGACGAAGCCCCCCGCACGGCCAACUGCCAGGGACAAUGUUAAGGAUCCAUCUUCGUCAAAGACAUAUGACCCGGCGAAGCGUAAGAUAAUAGCGGUUGGGCCUAUAGACUUUGAACAGCGUCGAGAACAUAUUCGAUUAGCAUACACAAAGACCAUUCGUGAAAGCCAGGCUUUUGAAGCUCGUCAAAGAGCGGUAGAGAGGAGGCGGAAGCAGAUGGAGGAGGCCAAGGCCAAGGCUGCAGCCACGUCUACAGUUACGGCUACGGAUUCACCCACCCCUGUGACUGCUGGGGAGAAGGAAGAAGAUGCAAACCAAGAAACCGCGGAAGGGGAUGCAGCUCUAAAAGCAGAGACAGGGACACAGUCAACGGGGCAGGUUGAUAGUCCUUCCCCCCAGUCAGGGCUAGCAAAUGAGCUGCCUGGGGAGCUCCCAGCUGAUCACGGCACUCAUGUUGUGGAGAAGGGCGAGUCCCUUCCAGAAACCCCGACAGCUGCAGCCUCGCGCCCAGCGCUUGGCAAGGAUCAUGAUUCGCCGACACUGGGCAUCCCUGGAAGCUUCCCUGGGACUUCACCGUCCGCUAACGUAACAAAAGCCCAACGGCCACUGUCAACCAUCUCAAUUACUUCUGCUGUUACGGAAUUUGAUAUAGAGCCCCAGGCAGAGCUUUCUGACCUGGCUAUGUCCGAUCAGCCGCUCAGCCCACAAAUAAUAGUGCCGACGCGAGAACGCUCUCACUACCGAAGCCCCUUUGAUGAUGACGACUUUCCUUCAUCGCCGCCGCAACCGUCUCCUGCGGCUCAUCCUCACAACCUCGCCCACCACCGAGACCAAAACCACCACCACGACCAUCAACAUUACGCCGAUCAAGGAAAUAACCCAGUGCCCUAUAGCCAGAUCGACGGCCAAGAGCAGUUUCGUCCUGAGGCUUAUUACAACAAUGAGCAUCAAGAAGCCUCAUUCGAGCCCCCUGUGCAUCAAAAUUACCAGCCCAUUGUGAAGAUACUACCACAGCCUUCAGCCAACGAACUUCCAGCUGCCAAAGAGGCUGUGCAGGCAGCAUCUUAUCCCAGGCUGGACAUUCAAGAUGAAUCUGACUGCCACUCCGAUUUAGAAAGCGCUCCAGCAAUGGCUCGUCACAUGCGCUCCGAUGUCGAUGAUGCCGCCACUGAUGCUUGUACCGAAGAGACAGAUGAUCGGGAUGCGAUGGAGGACGAGCGAUCUCCAUACCGCUAUGGCGGUCACCUCUCGUCGAAUAGGGCCUCGACGUGUGCAUCAUCUGAUAUAGAAACCUUUGAUGAACUUCUCUAUCCUUCCCACGACGACCAUAUCGACGCGGGCCCACCGAACAAGCUGUUGGCCCCCCCUUCAAUAUCUCGAGCCGAUAGGUCAAGUCACCAAACAGCAUGGACAAAUGUCUCUGUCGACGGCACACAUUCAGAGGCUUCAGAGUCACCGGAUAUGCGAUCGGCCUCGUGGAAACUGUCUGAAUCUUCUGGGAGGGAUGAUUCUUCUCUAAGAAGCUUCUCCUAUAGUGGAGCAGGUGGUGUCCGCCCUUCGGUCGAUUCGACACGGUCAUCAAUUCAACUCGGCCAGCAACUACCAGAACUAGACACCGGCGGAGGCUUUUCUAUCCCCUAUCUAUCAACGGAGGCGACUUCUGACUUUUCGUACCUAUCGUCUCCAAAGCACGAGCCACCACCUCUUCCACAUUCUGGACGGAAUUCGGCCCUCGAAUCGCAAACGUCGAGUGUAUUUUAUGAGCAGUCUCAAUAUGGGAGUACUCUGGUUAACUCGGACCGCGGCAGCGGAGAGUACAUCUCCCAUCACUCAGAAACGCCCCUAUCGAUGAUGGACAUGACAUCCAUGGAGACCACGGAUCAGUAUUUUGAUGGUAGGGGUGCCGUGGAUAGCGACGCCAGAUCUUUCAUCCAGGAAGCCGAGGGCUUAAGCAGCGAAGAGCGACAUCGUUUAAUCCAGAGGCGAAAUGUGAUCAAAGAGCUCAUCGAUACUGAAGCCGUCUUCGUAAGAGACAUGAAUAUUAUUGAGGAGAUUUACAAAGGCACCGCAGAAGCUUGCCCCAAGCUAGAUGCGAAGAUAGUCAAGCUCAUCUUUCGAAAUAGCGAUGAGAUUAUUGAAUUCCACACUUCAUUCCUCGCCAUACUCAAGGAAGUGGUUGCCAGCAUAUAUGUGCCGAAGAGCGGCCGGUCGCUUGCCGUCAAGGGUGAUUCCUUUUACUCGGAGCAGAGCCAGUCAUCUAUUGUUGAUCUCAGCGACGCCAAAGACCGUGAGACUUCACUUGGCCCAGCUUUCCAAAGCAAUAUGGAAAGGAUGAAGCUUGCCCACGAAGGCUUCUUGAGAAACAGCGACCAGGCAGCAAAGAAGCUCAUCCAGAUUCAACAGGACCCAACGGUGCAGAUAUGGCUGAACGAAUGCAAUGAAGUUGCCAAGGAUCUUACAACUGCUUGGGACUUGGAUUCCCUCCUGAUCAAACCGAUGCAGCGAAUCACCAAGUACCCCAACCUGAUCAUGACUCUUCUCCAGCACACGCCCCAGGAUCACCCUGACCGUGAGCCGCUUAUAGUAGCCAAGGAGGCCCUUGAAGAUGCCAUUAUCGAGAUUAACAAGACGAAGAAGAAUUUUGAGCUAGUGGGACAAAUCGUCGGUAGAAAACGUAAGGAGUCCGACGUCAAAGCUGGCCUUGCUCGAGCCUUUGGUAAAAAGGUAGACAAACUGCAGGGCGGUGCCCGAGAACCGGAAGACCCUGAAUAUCUCAAGCUAGAGGAAAGAUUUAGCGACGACUACUUGCGACUGCAGGUUGUCUUACGGGAUGUCGAGUUCUACACUAGACAAGUUUCGUCAUAUGUGCAUGAGUUUUUGCAAUUUCUGUCGGCGAUUGAGCUGGUGAUGCGGCUCCAACCAGGCAGCUUCCCGGAGUUGGAGAGCAAAUGGGUACAGUUUAAUAUAUCAAUUCGUGAUAUCGAAAAGAUAACGCUCGAGCUGCAUUUGACUCAAAUACGAAAACAUGUUAUUGAACCCUUUGAACAUGUCAUUAAAUCUUACGGGAACCCCUCGUUGGCCAUGAAGAAGAGGCAAAAGCGACGAAUUGUUUGGGAGCGUGCGGAGCAACUGAAGAAAGCAGGCAAAAGCAUAGAUCCCAAGCUUAAGGAGCUUGUGGAGCAGUACGAGGCUCUCAACGAUACACUUAUUAAGGAGCUUCCAAAGCUGUCAGCUUUGACCGAAAAGAUGGGAAAUAUUUGUCUGAGCAACCUCAUAAACAUUCAGGCCGAUUGGUAUUUUGUCUGGAGGGAAAAGAUGAGAGCUGUGCUAGCGGAUGCACCCGAGCUGCCAGCACUUGAAGAUAUUGUAGCAGUUUUCCAGCGAGACUUUCCUUACGCAAACGAAAUGAUGUCCAGCAUUGGCAUCAUCAACCCGGCCUACCGUGGAAGGAUCUCACAAUCGACGGCCAGUGGAGAAGACGCCCUUCCCAGAACUAGGGGACGGACGUCGGAAGCAGAGAAUAGAUCAUUGAGCCAGUCCAUGAAUGUCGAGGCAGCACCUGUCCUACCGGCGCCCGACUUUGGUAAACGACAUAGUGGCUCAUUUACCCUUUCUCCUAUUAGUUCGAAUGCCACUGGCUUUGGCGCAACGGCUCCCAGCCCUCACCAGUACUACUAUAGGGAUUUCUAUGCAGGCCUCUCCAACAAUCAAGCAGGCAUGGGAUCUCCACAAUCAGCCGACGCGCCAACAGGUUCCCGAUCGCUUGGCAACACUCGGCCAAGCACGGGUAAGAGCUUCGAUUCCUCGGCAAUGACAAUGGCGAUGGCGACGUCAAGGCAGAGUUCAGAGUCGGCACCUCACAUCCGGCGAGACUCUGGCAACACAUUCUACUCCAGCUAUCACCAGAAUGAGAGCCGCAGGUUCUCGAACCUGUUUCACUCCGCUCUACCUCUCCCAGACGGCCCUGGGGAGAGUCAGCGGUCUUCUAGAGCGUCAUCGCGGGAGCGUGCGCAUGCUUCGGACGGAUACAAUGUCCUUUGGCUAGCUGCAUCGCUAUUCGAGUUCAAUAUUUCCACAACAAAGCACGAGGCUGGAUAUCCGUAUCUGACAUACCAAGCCGGCGAGAUUUUUGACGUCAUUGCCGAAAAGGGCGAGCUCUGGCUCGCAAAGAACCAAGAUGACCCGUCGGACCAGGUGGGCUGGAUUUGGUCCAAGCAUUUUGCGAAAUUAGCCGACUCAUAG